Pisolithus orientalis is the source of this 1101-nucleotide messenger RNA. RefSeq names its product kinase-like domain-containing protein. Gene Ontology annotation, molecular function: protein serine/threonine kinase activity; ATP binding. The record is from RefSeq and is a predicted model, not a curated record. Lineage: Eukaryota; Fungi; Basidiomycota; Agaricomycetes; Boletales; Pisolithaceae. The coding region runs from base 1 to 1101 and encodes 366 amino acids. Gene Ontology annotation, biological process: peptidyl-serine phosphorylation; peptidyl-threonine phosphorylation. The transcript is spliced from 9 exons.
AUGACGCCACAAGAACUGCUGCACAGCCCACAGGCUCGGCACCUGUGUCCCUACGCACGUGAAGAGAUGUUCCAUCAUUCUCUAGUUUAUUUCAUUGGUACUGGAAGUCAGAAGAAGCAAGCUGAUCCGGACAUCUAUCUAGUAGUGCGCAGUGACCACCUGGCGUAUCGAUAUGAAGUCGUGGAUGCCCUAGGCAAUGGAUCUUUCGGUCAGGUGUUGAACUGUCGAGAUCACCGAACUGGUGAAUCUGUCGCGAUCAAGCUAAUUCGAAAUAAGAAACGCUUCCAUCACCAGGAUUUGGACCAAAGAGGAGAAAACCACGUCGUCAAGAUGACAGAGCAUUUCUACUUCUGCAGCCACUUGUGCAUCGCAAUGGAGCUGCUGAGCAUUAACUUGUACGAGUUGAUCAAGGCGAACAGACUUGUCGGGCUUCACCACCACCUUGAUACGGCGUUUCACGAGCCAGAUGACCAUGAUGUUCUGCUCAAACACCCGCCGAAGAGCGCGAUCAAGGUGAUCGACUUUGGCAGUACUUGCUUCGAGCACGAGAAGAGUGAGCUUGGGUUCCAUCAAUUCAGGAGGUUCACUUUUAUACGUCACACCCAAAGUCAGUGCUACCCUUCACUGGAGGUCAUCCUCGGCAUCAACUACCAUGUGGCCAUCGACAUGUGGAACCCAGGGUGCAUCCUCGCCGAAUUGUACACGGGAUUCCCAAUCUUCCCUGGCGAGAACGAGCAGGAACAAUUAGUCUUGUAUGAUGGAGAUAACAGUGGAGCACCACGAUCCGUGGUCAACUUCAAGGGUCAGAGAAGAGGACCUGAACGGCGCAUGAAACCACAAGCAGCACUUCAGUAUAGUGUCUUGAAAACCGGACACGGUCCAAGGUCACCAGUCCCUCGCCCACGACCACCACGGCGCUACUGCCAUCAUCCAGCCUUUCUGAAUCACGGACGUCGAAGAUUAGCGCACUGUCGUCACAGACGGUGUCAAUGCCACCCCCGUCCGUGCAACCUCUAUGGGUCCGUUAUCACGCCCUACCGUUCCUCGCGACAUUCAUUUUGCCGGACACUAGGUGGGUUCGCCGUGGCAACUGCUAAAUGA